GGCAAAUCUCCGCAGUCGGCUGCUGUGUGAGGUGCGCACCAUCUAGCUGCCAGAGACAGUCAGGAGGAGAGAGAGAGAGAGGAAAAGAUACAGCACACAGGCGAACACUCAGGAGCAUCAUGGCACCAAUUGGAUUAAAGGCGGUCGUUGGCGAAAAGAUUAUGAAUGAUGUCAUCAAGAAGGUAAAGAAGAAGGGAGAAUGGAAGGCUCUAAUAGUGGACCAGCUUAGCAUGAGGAUGCUAUCAUCCUGCUGCAAAAUGACUGACAUCAUGACAGAGGGUAUCACCAUUGUUGAAGACAUCAACAAACGCAGAGAGCCUCUACCCUCACUAGAGGCGAUUUACCUGAUCACUCCUACUGACAAGUCUGUGCAGACUCUCAUCAAUGACUUCAAAGAUCCUCAUUCUGGGAAAUAUAAAGCGGCUCAUGUGUUCUUUACUGACUCUUGCCCAGAUCCCUUGUUUAAUGAGGUGGUGAAGAGCCGGGCAUCUAAAACCAUUAAAACCCUAAAUGAGAUCAACAUUGCUUUUCUGCCAUACGAGUCCCAGGUUUUCUCUUUGGACAACCCUGACGCCUUUCAGAGUUUCUACAGCCCUCAUAAGACACAGCUGAAGAACCCUGUGAUGGAGCGACUGGCCGAUCAGCUGGCCACACUGUGUGCCACAUUGAAGGAGUAUCCUGCUGUGAGAUACCGAGGGGAGUAUAAAGACAAUGCAACUCUGGCUCAGUUGCUGCAAGACAAGCUGGAUGCUUAUAAAGCAGAUGACCCCACGAUGGGAGAGGGUCCAGACAAGGCCCGAUCUCAGCUCAUUAUUCUGGAUCGAGGUUUCGACCCCGUCUCCCCCGUCCUGCAUGAGCUCACCUUUCAGGCUAUGGCUUACGACCUGCUGCCCAUCGAGAAUGAUGUUUACAAGUAUGAGAGCACCGGAGUAGGUGACUCUCGUGAGAAGGAAGUCCUGUUGCAUGAAGACGAUGACCUCUGGGUGGCAUUACGGCACAAACAUAUCGCCGAGGUGUCUCAGGAGGUCACACGAUCCCUGAAGGAAUUCUCAGCCAGUAAACGGAUGAACACUGGGGAGAAGACCACCAUGAGGGACCUGUCCCAAAUGCUCAAGAAGAUGCCACAAUACCAGAAAGAGCUCAGCAAGUACUCGACUCACCUGCAGCUGGCUGAAGACUGCAUGAAGCAUUACCAGGGAACCGUGGACAAGCUGUGCCGUGUAGAACAGGAUCUUGCUAUGGGAACAGACGCAGAGGGUGAAAAGAUUAAAGACCCCAUGAGGGCAAUCGUGCCCAUUUUGCUGGAUGCCAACGUCAGCACAUACGACAAGAUCCGCAUCAUCCUGCUCUACAUUUUCCUCAAAAAUGGAAUCACAGAGGAGAACCUUAACAAGCUGAUCCAACAUGCCCAGAUCCCUCCUGAGGAUAGCGAGAUCAUCACUAAUAUGGCUAACCUGGGUAUCCCCAUCAUCACAGAUUCCACCCUCCGCCGGGGCAAAAAGCUCGAUCGUAAAGAGCGCGUGAGCGAGCAGACCUACCAGCUUUCUCGCUGGACCCCACUGAUCAAGGAUAUCAUGGAGGAUGCUGUUGAAGAUAAGCUGGACACCAAACACUAUCCGUACAUCUCCACACGCUCUUCCUCUUCCUUCAGCACUUCUGCAGUCAGUGCCCGAUAUGGCCACUGGCACAAGAACAAAACCCCUGGAGAGUACCGCACAGGCCCUCGCGUCAUGGUCUUUAUCAUUGGGGGGGCGUCCUUCAGCGAGAUGCGCUGUGCCUAUGAGGUCACACAGGCCAGUGGCAAAUGGGAGGCCAUUGUUGGUUCUACUCACAUGCUCACCCCAACCAAAUUUCUAAUGGACCUGCGGCACCCCGACUUCCGAGAAUCCACUAGGGUGUCCUUUGAGGACCCUGACCCCUCAGACGAGUGAGAAUGAAACAGGGAAGGGAGGGAGACAGAAAUCACACUCUGACAAAGUUCGACCCAUAUCGUCUCCCCCACGAUGCUCCUUGACGCUCUCAAGGCCAUGAACAAACCCGACGAGGAGCCGACAAGUUAAAAACGCAACUUCCACCCCCCAACCCCAUGUCUCAGUUACUGUACCUUUCUUCUCCCAUAACCCCAGAUGUCUCACCCGCUCCUAUAUAAAUUGUGUAUGCAUCUUGCUUGAGAGGAAAAAAAAUGAUCGGUGAAGUUAUAAAGUCUAUAAAUACUAUUUAUAUAUAGUAUAUUGAAAUUAAAGAAUCAUUACAAGUAUUCUUCUGUUUAACAAUGGAUGCAAAUGAAUACUUUAUCGAAAUGAGUUUUCAUUUAUAAUUGCCAUUUAAAACCUUAAAAGUACCAAAUGUUAUAUUGUAUGUUAUGGAACCUGCUAGAAUGUGUAAAUGGUAGAUCAUUUUGCGUUUGUUUAUUUAACUCGGUGUGUUUUUUAAUAGUUUGAUGGUGGGUUGGGGAGGGACUGGUUAAUAUGCAAAAUGAACCAGUGAGGUAAAAUAACGCAUAUCAUUUCAUAAGCUGAUGGACCAGUUAAAAAACAUAUGGGGGGGUUAGGUGUUGUCUCCUUUUAGAUGUGCAUGCCACGGACGCUACUAUGUGGCCCCUUUUGACAUGUUUAAAAUACUGAAAAAAAUAAAAAACGUGUAAAAUGAAACAAGAAUGAAACUAUCGUCUGGGACUCCAGUGGUGAAGAAGCCAAAAAAGGAGUAAAAGUGAAAUGGACAUUGUACAUAGAUAGCGGACGUCAACCCCACCACAAUUCUGGGAGAAUUUACUCUUUUACUUUUGUGUCUCCUUCCAUAAUUUAAUGUCAAGAAGGCCAUUGCUUGCAAAUGUUUAAGGAAUUAAAAAAAAGGGCCAGUUGUAUUUCAGUAUUGUAUCUCGUCUGAUUAAGUCCUAUCCUUGGUUAGUAACAAUGUUUAACCGGGCCAUGCACUGAGUAGCGUGUUGUUGUAUAUGCCAUAUGUUACCGUUUUUCGUCUCACUGUUGACUGGUGCAAAUUUCUGACUGUGAAAUAGUAAAACAUUUCUUUGCCAAUGUGAAGCCGAUGUGUUUGUGAUGUGUUAGUUGUAGCUGUAGUGAUAGAC
This is a messenger RNA of Paramisgurnus dabryanus, 3085 nucleotides long. It is a transcript of the gene stxbp1a, whose product is annotated as syntaxin binding protein 1a. Gene Ontology annotation, biological process: vesicle-mediated transport. Lineage: Eukaryota; Metazoa; Chordata; Actinopteri; Cypriniformes; Cobitidae. The record is from RefSeq and is a predicted model, not a curated record.